Messenger RNA from Emericellopsis atlantica, 4500 nucleotides. RefSeq lists its product as uncharacterized. The transcript has a single exon. The record is from RefSeq and is a predicted model, not a curated record. Gene Ontology annotation, molecular function: guanyl-nucleotide exchange factor activity. Lineage: Eukaryota; Fungi; Ascomycota; Sordariomycetes; Hypocreales; Bionectriaceae. The coding region runs from base 1 to 4500 and encodes 1499 amino acids.
AUGGUACGUGUCACAGAGGAGGUCGCGCUCUCGCCAGAGCAUCUUGCUCUCUACCACGUUUCAGAUCCGCAUCUUGGGCAUCUCCCGAUCCUCAUCUUCCACGGCCCCUCGACGACGGCAAACUACACGCUCAACAGCUCGCGCGUCCAAGUCCACGUCUUCACGCCAGCUGGAUUCUCAUCAUUUCCUCGAUUGACCAUCUCGCCCAACUCAGCAUCGUACAGCGUGGUCAACCACCUACCGCGAGAAUUCCAGGGCGACGAGGUGUAUCGCGGGCUGGCCUUUGGCUUGUUCAAGUACUUUACAGAGUUGCCAGAUGGUGUGAAAACAUAUCUGCGAAAUCUGUACCCUACAAGAGCGCGCGGGCCGGAUAGUGGGCCAGCUCUGUUCGGGGACCAACAUGCCGCCAGUCUCGUCAGCUCCGUCACGAAAUCAGAGAACACGGCCGAAGUCGUCGCCGCCCUAAAUGCAGCACUCCAAACGCAACAUGUGAGCAACGUCGAUCUGGACUUUGUACUUCCGCCAGGGGCGAUAGUGCCACUGCAGCCGGCCGACCUAGAAGAUGUACCAGACGACGAAGACGAUAUUCUGGACCCGACGCUGCGACAAUACGGCGGAUACACACCUCUAGUCAAGGUCUUGGGCGAGCCGGUGUUUCUGCCCACGAGUCGCUUACGACGAGCGCCCUCAAAGCCGACCGCACUGAAUCGAAGUCGAUCGUUCACCAAGGACCAGAGGGCCGAGCUGAGAAUGAAGAUCAGCGAGCUGGUUGACACCGAAGAGCGAUAUGUGCACAAGCUAGGCGAUCUAGUGAGGACUGUUGCCAAAGACUUCAGGGACAGUGCGCGAAACAAGGACCCUGCUAGUCUGAGCCCGUCUGAGGAGGAACUCGAGCGGCUGUUCCCCAAGUCAGCGGAUGCGAUAUUGCAGGUCAACUCGACAUUUAUGAUGGAGCUCAAGAAAAUAAUGGAGGCAACUGAGGAGGACCUCGAGACGACAAUGUACACAGGCGCAGCGACGUUAGGGCCGUCGGCGAGGGCGAAAGACCCGAGCGGUGCGCUGACUAUGGCGAGACUGUUCUUGGAGUGGUUCCCCAAGUUCACGGAGUGCUACCAAGAUUAUAUUCGAGCCAGUCAGCAUUUCCCCCAACUGCUCAAUUCAUUCCUGGAUCAGCAGUCUAGUUUUCGACAAAGAGUGGCACAAAGGGGCGAGCAAGCGAUACGAUCAUUACUUAUCGAGCCGGUCCAACGCCUCCCGCGGUACAGCUUGCUCAUCGACCAGAUUGUAGGGUGCCUGCCGAUGACACACCCUGCUCUUCAGCCCAUGCUGAAAGCGAGAGAUAUCAUCACCAACAUCUGCUCCAUGGACGAACCGCUCUUGGACAAGCCCCAUGUCGCCAGUCGACUUCGAAAUAUGGUUGAAGCGUGGCCCUUGGAUCUUGAGCCGCAGGGUCGUCUCGUGGGAUCUGCCGAUUUCGUGGAAUUGGUGCCUCCUUUUCGGGGAAUGGCGAAUCAAGCAGAGAAGACGGGAAUCUUCCUCUUGUUCUCAGACUGCAUUGUCGUGUUGAAAAAGCUCGGCUGUUCCAUGACGGGAAAAGACCUUAUUCGAGAAGUUGACAAACCUUCGGCUGCUGGACUGCUGAUAUCCAUGACUAAUGCAGCUGGAGGGCCGGGCGAGUACGACUUUGUGUUCACGGGCUGGUACCAUCUUUCUGAUGUCAAGUUCACCGAGUCGACGGACAAUACCUUUGUUUGGAUGACCUCCACGGCCGAUAUGCACGGCGCGCACACUGGCGAUCAUCGCAUCAGCAAAGCCCCAACUUCACGCUGCUUCACUCUGACCGAGCAAUAUGGAGGAAAGGCCUCCAAGUGGCACGAAGACAUUGUUAGAGCUCGUGUUGAGGCACGCUUUUCGGAAAAGGAGCGGGAAGGGCCUUGCUGGACGUUACGAUCUACACGCAUGCCAGAUAGCAACCUUGGCUUGCACGCUGCUGUGUUCCAGGAAGGCGCCGAUCAGCUCAUCGAGGGGAGAAGAGAGCCCGCCCCGAUUCGCGUGGUGGUAGACCAUGAGAAGGGUACUAAGGGUGCGCCCGUGGGGCAUUACGGAGUCGAGGUGGUGGUGGAUGUGAAGAGCAACGAUCUCAGGAGAGUGACACUGUUCACCGCUGGACUCAACGGCAAGCAGUACCAGGACGAUGUCGCGCUAGAAGACUUCUUGCCGACGUUGUCGAGAAGGGUGAUUCAGCUGCUGAGCUCGCAAUUCGGCGUGUCAAAUCCUCGGCUUACGGGGUCGCUAGUGUCGUACUACUCCAAGAUACUGCGAACCCUACCCUUGACAGCGGCGACGACGACGACGCGCACCGAAAGGGCCAGGUCCUUCUUGGCCACGUCACCUGUCAAGAUUUUGUCAAGCUUCUGGGGCGGCACUGGCACUGGUGGUGGUGGUGGUGGCAACUCGGGCAAUAGUACCCCUGAUACCUCAUUUGACUCGAAGCACCAGAAGACGCCAUCGUUACAACGGCACCACAGCCAACACCAUUUCUUGGGCACUCUCAGCUCCAUGCGAGGCAAAGAUGACCGCAUUGCGACGGAGGAGAUUCGACCGCAGAACCCCCUUGUGCGCCUGGAGCAGACCUUUAUAGGAUACGUUGCAGGUUUGCAGGCGCGUAGGGGCGCUAUCAUAGGGCGGACAUUGUUGAAUCGGACCCUGACGGACGAGUUGGCGGUCAACGACCUCUACAACAAGCUCAUUGAGAACCCCUACGACCUUGACCUUCCCUCUGAGGCAAGCACAGAGGUCAUCUUCUCGGCGUUUGAGAAAUUCCUCCAUAUUGCUUGGUCAGAGCAGAUGGGCCCCGUCAUGUCGAUGCAGGCGUUGGACACGCUCCAAGACCGCGUCAACAAGCGAGUACCAGGUGAUUUUGCGGACUUUGUCAAUUACUUAUUCGGCGAUAUGGCGCCGCAGAAUCGCCGAGCUUUCACAUCGCUGAUCAAGCUGCUGGCUGAUCUUCUGGACGGAUGUGGAAACGACAGUGACCGGGGCGCGCUGACGCUUGCGUUCGCUGAGUUGCUGGUGACGGAUGGCACGGCGCCUAAUUAUAUCAACCUGCUGGACAGGUUGGUGGAGGAUUGUGAUCGCAUCUUCGAGGAGCCGGGGCUGAACCACAGCUUCAACCUUGGCAACGAUGCCUAUGCCUCCAUUAAUUCCGCUAUCCGUGGCGGCAAGUCGUACACACCAUCUCUGACGUCCAACACCUCAUCACUGCGGCGCAAAUUUGGAUUUGACACUUUGCUCCGGACCAACAGCAGCAAAGACGAGAAACCAUCUGUGUGGCGGACGUUGAGCAAACACCGAAACCCAGCUACGGGCGAGGCUCCGGCAUUUCACAAACCAUCUCUGGGACGUACGGGAUCAGUCGAUGACGGCUCUUUGACGAAGAAGAUGUUUCGACGACCAGGGUCCAGGGAUCGACCACCUAUCGCGGGCGCGUUCGAUGAUGGCUCGCGGCCGACGAGCUCCCAUCGGAUGGAUUUUCCGUUAGACACCAUUGGUGAGCCUGACAAUGAAGCUUCCGAGCGCAAGACGCCCCGUCGAAAACGACGUAGUUCGUUGUCGGACCUCAAGGGCCUCAUGGCUGCAGCUUCACUCGUCGAUGACUCCGAACCUCUGCAGCCCCUGAACGUCAUCAGCACCCCUAAUAACACGGGUCCCAAGCCGUCGACGCCGUCUAGAAUACCCGUCAGCCCAGGCCCGCAGACUCUACUCCGCACCCCGCGUUAUCAAAAAGAGAAUGACCCCUUUGACACCCAGACGAAACCCACUUCACCCACGAGGCCCGCCGUGUCGCCGGUCAAGCGGCCGCACGCUAAGACACUAUCCACCUCCAACAUUCCAACACUGAGACCCUCCCGCCCGGGUGACGCCCGCCCGCGUACAUCAGGGGCCGACUCCCCGUCCAAGUCGCCCACGCGCAGCGCAAAACUGAAGCUCCAAUCUCCCCAAAAGCUUCGCGAGCGACUACAGACGGAGAAGACUGCCGUCGAAGAGGUCGACGCUUCGUUGAAGAGUGAACUAUCCAAGAUUGGCGAGGAGAUGGCGCGUGUCAGCGCAGGGGCGGAUUCGCCCGACAUCCGACGGCUGGCUGAGUCGAUCAAGGCACUCGAAGAACGCAUACCCGUCGCUAUACAGGGUAUUUCCAGCAAGCAGUCCGCCAUUCAGCGCGACGUCGACUCGAAUGUCAAAUCGGCCGAAUCGAAGAUCAAGGCAAUCGACCAACUGUACAAGGAAUCCGUGGCGGAGAACGAGCUACUCUAUGAGAAGUUCAAUGGCGAGCUGGGCAAGAUCGUUAGAGCCCUCAAGGGCAAGGGGAAGGAGGACAAGGAGGCCCUCGUGGAAAAGCUGCGAGAGCAAGGCGAGGAAAUGGCGCGCAUGAAGAAGGACCAUGCCCGACUGAAGCGGGAGAUUGUCAGCCUCAAGGCGGCGUUGAAGGGGACGGAGUAG